This is a messenger RNA of Gilbertella persicaria, 462 nucleotides long. RefSeq lists its product as uncharacterized. Lineage: Eukaryota; Fungi; Mucoromycota; Mucoromycetes; Mucorales; Choanephoraceae. The record is from RefSeq and is a predicted model, not a curated record. The transcript is spliced from 3 exons. Bases 1 to 462 code for a protein of 153 amino acids.
AUGGGAAACAGUCAUUCAGAUAUCAAAAGUACCUUUUCAUCAAAACAUGUACCUGAACACCUGAAGCCAAUAAAAAAAAAGAAACACAGGCGACCAAGAUCAGUCAAUUAUAUUGUAGAAGAAGAUGAAAAUGAAUUAAAAAAACAAAAAGCUCUUCAAAAACCAGUCAUCAUGGAUAUUCCCACUGUAGUGAUUGACAAUGUUGACGAAGAGGAUCUAGCUGAGGGAGAAGCGUCGCUUGUUGGAUCUGGCCCACGUGGCGCCUUUCGAUGGUUUAAGGGCAGACGAUACAUUAACCAUCAUGAGAAAGUAUUAGAUAAAAACCUAUUACCAAACGACCAGUUAGAACUGGAUAGGCUGCGUGUGUUAUCUUUUAUUAUUCGUUGGGCAUUUAGAAGUAAUAUUGUAGCUCCAAUAGAAGAAGAUUUACAAAAGGGUAUGCAUGUACUCAAUGUAGGGUAA